Messenger RNA from Caenorhabditis remanei, 1428 nucleotides. RefSeq lists its product as uncharacterized. Gene Ontology annotation, cellular component: cytoplasm; nucleoplasm; proteasome activator complex. Gene Ontology annotation, biological process: regulation of proteasomal protein catabolic process; regulation of G1/S transition of mitotic cell cycle; positive regulation of endopeptidase activity. Gene Ontology annotation, molecular function: endopeptidase activator activity. The transcript is spliced from 8 exons. The record is from RefSeq and is a predicted model, not a curated record. The coding region runs from base 1 to 1428 and encodes 475 amino acids. NCBI's taxonomy places the organism in Eukaryota, Metazoa, Nematoda, Chromadorea, Rhabditida, Rhabditidae.
AUGUCAGCACCGGAAAAAUUAGUGAAAAAGGCUGGGCCUAUUCUUUGCGAUGCUGUCAACGAUGAGAAGGUUGGAAAAAUCAGUCGUGCUAUCAUUCGAUACAAACAAGGCAUCGAAUUAAUUGCUCAAGCGAUGCGCAUAAUGCCAUUGGGAAGUGCGGAUCGGGACAAGAUUAUGAAAAACUUUGCGAUUUAUGUCAGAAAGGUGGCAGAUUUGGAGUAUCUAAAUAAAACUGAGACAGAAGUAGAUCAAUAUAAAAUAGCAGCCAAUUCAACAGGGCAUUCAUAUCAAAGGAUUUUCACUCGAUGCUGUGACGCUCAACUUCGGAUGGUUCACAUUCAAGAUGCCUACAUUAUUGCUCAUCAUCAACUCCUAAACUUUGUCAGGUUUUGUGAACUGAUUAUCCCGUUGUCGGUUAAUUUACUAGUUAUCACUCUGAAGACAGGAGAAGACGCCAGGAAGAAUCUCCCAGAUUUCGACGAGUUAGCAAGGAGUUUGGAAAAACGCGGAGUCACUCUACAAGUGGAUUUCAGUAGUACCAUUCACGAUAGGGAAAUAAUAUUUGAUAAUGGUUGGGUUGUGAAGAGUGGUCGUGGUCUCGAUUAUUUCAAGCCUCCAGAAGGAAAAUAUGUUCUUGGAGCUUGUGAUAUGAAUCAGCACAGCAGUGACAAGAUGACCAAAAAGCAAGCUCAACCAGAAAACAAAGAACUGUCUGAUUACAAGCAACGAUUGUUUGCUGAUGCCGAAAAAAUAGUUAAGGAAGAGUUUCCAAGAAAAGUCAUUGAGUUCGAUGCGCUUCUCAGAAGUCCAAAGCUUUCUUACGACCGCCUCGCUGAGAUUCUUCCCGAUAAAUCAUUGAACAUUCCAGUUCCAGAUGUUGAGAACGGUAACACCGAUAAUGAUGAGCCAGCUGCAAAGCGCACGAAAGUUGACAAUGAUUCAAAAACGAAAACAGGAGCACCUGUUUUCGCGUUCACAAGCGGGACUGUUCCCUGCAACGAGAAUCUCGCUCAACUAAUGGAUCUCGUACGUCCAAAGCUUCGUGAUGCCGUCGAGCAAUGCAACACCGUGAAAAUGUGGAUUACUCUUCUGAUUCCUCGUAUCGAAGACGGAAAUAAUUUCGGUGUUGGUAUUCAAGAGGAAACAUUGUCGGAGGUUAGGAAUGUUGAAAGCGAAGCCGCGUCCUUCUUGGAUCAAAUGAGCAGAUAUUUCACCACUCGUGGGAAGCUUAUUACUAAAAUCGCCAAAUAUCCUCAUGUCGACGACUACAGAAGAGCUAUUCUUGAUAUGGACGAGAAACAGUUCAUCAAUAUCAGACUCGUCGUUCUCGAAAUGCGGAAUCACUUCUCUACUCUGCAUGACAUGAUCAUGAAGAACUACGAAAAAAUCAAAGUUCCUCGCAACUCGAACACUGAGCAUCUUUAUUAA